Messenger RNA from Vigna umbellata (rice bean), 542 nucleotides. The record is from RefSeq and is a predicted model, not a curated record. NCBI's taxonomy places the organism in Eukaryota, Viridiplantae, Streptophyta, Magnoliopsida, Fabales, Fabaceae.
AUGGUGAUAGAUUGUCACACUAACAAUUGCUCCGGAAAUGACAUCGUUGAUAGUGUGAUCGUCAACCAGCUAAUAUGUUUUGGUGUAAAACCACUUAAAAAUGGAUUUGUUGCACCAGCAGAACUUGAAGGGCUUCUUGUUUCUCACCCUGAAAUACUUGAUGCUGUUGUCAUCCCAUAUCCUGAUGCUGAAGCUGGUGAGGUUCCAGUUGCCUACGUGGUUCGCUCACCACAUAGUUCACUGACUGAGGAAGAUGUUCAAAAGUUUAUUGCUAAUCAGGUAGCACCUUUCAAAAGAUUACGAAGAGUGACAUUCAUCAAUGCUGUUCCCAAGACAGCUUCGGGAAAAAUUCUCCGAAGAGAGCUUAUUGAGAAAGUAAGAUCCAAAAUAUGAUGCCAUGAUAUGAUGUACAUUUUUUCAACACCUUUUCGAGGUUCAGAUUCUGAAGUAUAUUGCGAGAUAGAGGGAAUCCCGAAAGGUAUGAUGGUUGUGGUAGUGGAAAAUGGAAUAAUACUGUCCAUAAAGUUUUAUACAGUCUUAAA